AUGCGCGGGGCCAGGUCGAUUGCGUCCUGGACUCCGGGUUUCACUACAAGACAGGUCGCUCAACCGAAGCGAAACAUCCUAGGGAAUCUAUAUCCGGGGCCUUAUAGGCCUGUCUCUCCUUUUGCUGUCCAGAAUGGCUUGAUCAGAUUGUACUCGGGAGCCUCCGGGCCAGCCCGCAAUACUCACAACUGCUCUCUACGCCAGCCUUUUGAAUUCGCACCGCCGAUUUACAACAAUGGUAAAAUGCGCACUGAUUCUUCUUCUCGCAUCGCCGAUCAAGUACGACUCCUAUCCACCACACGGUGCUCGUUACAAGCGAAACCGACAACUCCGACGAAACCAAACACAGACGGUACAUCUACGCUUGACAAGGAUAACGAGGAUGUUGAGAAAGGUUUCGAACUCUCAGAAAAGGCAGCCCAGGCGGCUCAGGUUAAUCUGAGCGCGAGGCUGGCCAAGGAUGGUGCUGGUGGAAAGAAGUCCGGUUUCCGCGAGAUCUGGAGACUUCUUAUGAUCGCACGCCCUGAGGGCAGGAAGCUCGCUUUUGCCUUCAUGUUCCUGCUGAUUUCGUCAUCGAUCACCAUGUCUAUUCCGUUCUCCAUCGGGAAGAUUAUGGAUACAGCGACAAAGUCCAAGGAAGAAGGAGGCAAUGAGCUGUUUGGUUUGAGCCUUCCGAUGUUCUAUGGUGCACUGGCUGGAAUUCUUGCUUGCGGUGCCGCUGCAAACUACGGUCGUAUCAUCAUCCUGCGUAUUGUAGGAGAGCGCAUCGUUGCUAGACUCCGCUCCAAGCUCUUCCGUCAGACCUUUGUGCAAGACGCAGAGUUCUUUGAUGCGAAUCGCGUUGGUGAUUUGAUCUCUCGUUUGAGCUCUGACACUAUCAUUGUCGGGAAGAGUAUCACGCAAAAUCUGUCGGAUGGAUUGCGAGCUGCCGUCAGUGGUGCUGCCGGAUUUGGGUUGAUGGCGUAUACUAGUCUCAAACUUUCUAGCAUUUUGGCUCUGUUACUUCCCCCGAUUGGACUUGGUGCUUUCUUCUACGGUCGAGCGAUCAGGAACCUCAGUCGUCAGAUUCAGAGGAAUUUGGGUACUUUGACCAAAAUUGCUGAGGAACGUCUGGGAAAUGUCAAGACCAGCCAGUCUUUUGCUGGAGAAAUCCUUGAGGUUAACCGCUACAACAAACAAGUUCGAAGGAUAUUUGAGCUUGGAAAGAAGGAAUCCUUGAUUAGCGCGACAUUCUUUAGCUCUACGGGCCUCAUGGGAAAUAUGACGAUAUUGGCUUUGCUCUAUGUUGGAGGGGGCAUGGUUCAAUCUGGUGGUAUCAGUAUUGGAGAAUUGACUUCUUUCCUGAUGUACACUGCCUAUGCUGGUUCUAGCAUGUUCGGUCUAUCCAGCUUCUAUUCAGAACUCAUGAAGGGUGUUGGUGCGGCCAGUCGACUGUUCGAACUACAAGAUCGUCAACCGACAAUACCACCGACGAAGGGCAAGAACGUCGAGUCUGCACGUGGACCCAUCCGCUUCGAGAACGUCUCGUUCAGUUACCCCACAAGACCGGCCGUUAGCAUCUUCAAGGGUCUUGAUUUUGAGAUUCCCCAGGGAACCAAUGUUGCUAUCGUUGGACCUUCGGGAGGAGGGAAGUCAACUAUCGCUUCCAUUCUUCUUCGUUUCUACACUCCUACUGAGGGUAAGGUUCUCAUUGAUGGCAAGGACAUCACCGAAAUGAACGCCAAAUCUCUCCGCAGGAAGAUUGGUGUCGUGUCGCAGGAGCCUGUUCUUUUCUCAGGCUCCAUUGCUGAGAACAUUUCAUAUGGGAGACCGCAUGCGACAAGAUCGGAGAUUGUUGCGGCAGCUCGGAAGGCGAACUGCCAAUUCAUCAGUGAUUUCCCUGACGGCCUUGACACUCAAGUCGGCGCAAGGGGCGCCCAACUUUCCGGUGGUCAGAAGCAGCGUAUUGCCAUCGCCCGUGCAUUAAUCAAGGACCCUGACAUUCUCAUCCUGGACGAAGCAACAUCUGCUCUCGACGCGGAGUCAGAGACCCUUGUAAACAGCGCGCUCGCAGCCCUUCUCCGUGGCAACAACACAACAAUCAGUAUCGCCCACCGACUCUCCACUAUCAAGCGCUCGGAUACAAUCAUCGUCCUUAGCCCCGACGGAACCGUGGCUGAACAGGGAAGCUACGAGGAGCUCAGCUCCUACCCAGAUGGUGCUUUCACGAAGCUGAUGGAGUGGCAAAUGAGCGGUGGUGAUGCGUCGCAUCCCCCUAAGACAGCUCCCGUCAGCCCUGAGACGGAAGAGAAGCUCUCGGAGCUUGACAGUGGAGAGCCUGAGAGACAGCAUAAGGAGUAA
Molecule: messenger RNA, 2340 nt
Organism: Aspergillus chevalieri
Lineage: Eukaryota; Fungi; Ascomycota; Eurotiomycetes; Eurotiales; Aspergillaceae
Gene: mdr2
Product: ATP-binding cassette permease mdr2
Exons: 3
Coding region: 1-2340 (779 amino acids)
Biological process (GO): transmembrane transport
Cellular component (GO): membrane
Molecular function (GO): ABC-type oligopeptide transporter activity; ATP hydrolysis activity; ATP binding
Source: RefSeq, a predicted model, not a curated record